AUGUCAAAUUCCUCUGGGGUGCUGCAGACUCCCUUCUACCCUGGAAGUUAUCCAGACAAUGCUGACUGCGUGUGGGAAAUACAAGUAGAGAACAAUUUCCGCGUUAUGCUCACAUUUAGAGAUAUUAUGCUGCAAAGUGGCAGGUGCCAGUAUGACUAUGUAGAAGUCUACGACGGGCCUCUACACUCUUCCCCUCUUCUUGGGAGACUUUGUUCUGGUUCCUUUCCCACGUACACAUCCUCUUCAAACAUGAUGACCGUUCGCUUUCACAGCGAUUCGAGGAACACCUUCAGAGGGUUUCAGGCUCACUACUCCUCUAUUCCAGCAGUUCACAACUCUACCCUUCGGUGCUUGCCAGACUACAUGCAUGCAGUGGUUAGCAAAGACUACCUCCAGUCUCAAGGCUACUCAGCACAGAUGGUCACUUUGAAUGACAAUCGUUGUAGACCAACAAUCACGUCACGUGAGGUUAUAUUCAACAUUCCCUACAACGGCUGUGGGACAAUACGAGAGGAGAACAAUGAUACAAUCAACUAUUCCAACACGAUCAAAGUUACAUCUUCCGGGAACAUAAUCAGGAGGAAAAAGAAUAUUAACUUACAUAUCAGUUGCAAAAUGCUACAGAAAACAUGGAUGCAAAUAAUGUAUGUUGCUGAGGACACUGUAGAUGUGAACGAAAAUCAGUUUGGAAGAUACGACAUGAACAUCACUUUCUACGAUUCCUCAUCGUUCUUGCAACAAGUGCACAACUCUCCGUACUACAUUGACUUGAACCAGAAUUUGUACCUUCAAGCUUAUCUUCACAGCUCUGACCCAAAUCUGAUCGUGUUUGUGGACACAUGUGUGGCAUCACCUGAUCCUCAUGAUUUUAACAGGCUGGCCUAUGAUAUAAUCAGGAAUGGAUGUGUUAGAGAUUCUUCCUAUGCCACAUACUACUCCCCCUACAGCCACUUUGCUCGGUUCAAGUUUAAUGCCUUUGAGUUCAUCAGCCGCCAUUCAUUAGUCUACCUGCGGUGCGAGCUGGUGGUGUGCAGGCUCCGUGACUAUUCCUCCCGCUGCUACCGGGGCUGUGUUAGCAGGUCCAAGAGAGAUGCAAGUUCUGCUGAGGCGGGUGCUGUUGAUAACCCCCUCGCACCAGUUGCUGCUGCCGCCGCUGUCCUGGCAGUUGUUGUCUUUGUUCUUGCUGGGUUUCUUGCAAGACCUGCACUGAAGAAACUGCUUUCACAUGGGACAAUGGAACAGGCCAUUGACAAAGCGAUUGGAAAAGGGGCACAAGUCCUCAGCGUCUGGAGAGUCCUGUCAGGAAUGAAGGAAGUGCAUCCCUCCAUGGAAGAUGUCAUAUGCAGACUAGGCAAGUGGACCGCCAUGGAGAAAGGUACCCAGAACCUGAGGGAAUUAGCCAUGCUGGAGGUUGAUUAUGAUGACCUGGACAAUAAGCGGUGA
This is a messenger RNA of Nestor notabilis (Kea), 1443 nucleotides long. RefSeq names its product deleted in malignant brain tumors 1 protein-like. Gene Ontology annotation, cellular component: cell surface. The transcript is spliced from 7 exons. The record is from RefSeq and is a predicted model, not a curated record. Lineage: Eukaryota; Metazoa; Chordata; Aves; Psittaciformes; Psittacidae. The coding region runs from base 1 to 1443 and encodes 480 amino acids.